AACUAACAUUUUUGCCACAGUAGUCAUGGCUUUAGCCGCAACAAGGAGAACCAAUGUUCGUUUACCACCAGAAGUUAACAGAAUCCUAUACGUCAGAAAUCUGCCGUACAAAAUCACAGCAGAGGAAAUAUACGACAUAUUUGGAAAAUAUGGUCCAAUCAGACAAGUCCGAGUUGGAGUGAACCCAGAAACGAAAGGGACAGCAUUUGUAGUGUACGAAGAUAUAUUUGACGCUAAGAAUGCUUGUGACCACUUGUCAGGGUUUAACGUGUGUAACAGAUACCUUGUUGUCUUAUAUUAUCAAUCUACUAAGCUGUACCAGAAAGUAGAUGCUGAAAAGAAACAAGCACAGUUGGACGCUGCAAAGAGAAAGUACGGCGUGGACGGUAUUGCUAAGUAAAGAUAGAGUUAUCUACUUUUAAUUUAAUUUGAUGAGCAGGACAAUCUAGCCGAGUCAAUUAUAAUUCAGAGACGUUGCUGAUUAUUCAGGAAAUUAAGAUGAAAGUAAAAGCUUCGCCAUGGCCUACAAGUUUUGAUUUUCAUGAUCCAAAUGACAUCAUACAAUAUACUGAACGUCUCUGUGAAAUACUAUAUGAGAAGUAAACAUUGCUUUAAACUUGACUCGAUCUUUCGCCCUAGUACUUUUCUAUCUUAUUUAUGCAAUAUAUAGGUUUAUUUAACCGAAUUAUGUACCUGUCAUUGCAAACUUCUUAUUUUAUUCACCUUGCCCGAAUGUCAGAAUAAUUUGUUUCCUUGAUUUAAUAAUGUAUCUUCAAACUUAAAACUCAAAUUGUGAUAAUAAGGAUUCGAUAUUAUACGAUCAAUAUUAUAAUCAAAUAUCCUCAAAUACCCAAAUUUACAUUUUAGUUACCUUCAAUCUUACACUUUAAAAGAUACCACAGAGGUUGUACUUUCUCUCCAGUCCUCAGUUUCAAAUACCUACAAAAUAAUGUAACGAAGUGUGUUAAAUAUAUAAAAAGGAGCAAGAUGGCGACGAAAGCGUUAGCAAAGUCUCUAGGUCUCGUCUCCAACCCUCUCCUCCAGCGGCAACACCACCCCAGAAAACGAACUCAGCUAUUCCAGUACCUCAUAGUGCUAGACUUCGAGGCAACAUGCUGGAAAGACAAACAAAACCAACCAUCCCCCGGGGAGAUCAUAGAGUUUCCAGCUGUACUGUUAGAUUGUAACACCGGUAAAGUAGAGGACACAUUCCACCAGUACGUGAUGCCUGUGGAGAGCACUACUCUCUCUGACUUCUGUAGAAAUCUAACAGGAAUAUCACAAGAAACUGUCAGCCAAUCAGAUCCACUUCCCGCUGUCAUGAAACUGUUCAGUGACUGGGUAAAGUCAGUGUGUGCUGCUAGAAACAUCCUUAUAAACUCCACUACCGAGCAACCAGGUAAACAUCACGCUACGUUUGUCACAUGGAGUGACUGGGAUCUAGGAACACAACUACUCUACGAGUGUAAGAGGAAGUCAGUGUUCCGUGCUUCCCACUUUAACGCCUGGAUUGACUUACGCUUGGUGUACAGGAAGUACUAUAAAUCUAAACCUCAGGGAUUAAAUGGAGCUCUGGAGGAGAGAGGGAUGAUGUUUGUUGGGAGGGAACACUCCGGUAUUGAUGAUGCAAAGAACACAGCUAGGCUUGUUUUUAAGAUGAUCUGUGAUGGUCACUGUUUCAGAGUAACUAAAACAAUCCAGGGUAAACAGGUGAUGUCAGUGAAACCUGCUACCAUCUCUAAACCGAACACAGUUAUCACUAAACCUCCCUGUCCUUUUAAAACCACUAUAACUCCUCCUCUUUGUAAGUGUGGAACAGCGUCUACUAGGAAACAGAUACUGAAUGGGGGGCCGCAUCACGGUAGAUAUUAUUUUACUUGUAAGAGCAAGUCUUGUAACUUUUACUCUUGGGAAAGUGUUGUAAUUCAACUCAAUAAAACUCACACGGAACACAGGGGGAUCAGGUACUAAACGGAACACAGUAAU
Molecule: messenger RNA, 1986 nt
Organism: Bolinopsis microptera
Lineage: Eukaryota; Metazoa; Ctenophora; Tentaculata; Lobata; Bolinopsidae
Product: splicing factor 3B subunit 6-like
Exons: 4
Coding region: 26-400 (124 amino acids)
Biological process (GO): mRNA splicing, via spliceosome
Cellular component (GO): catalytic step 2 spliceosome; precatalytic spliceosome; U2 snRNP
Molecular function (GO): RNA binding
Source: RefSeq, a predicted model, not a curated record